CAAACACAAAGCAAAUCCGAAGAAGGAGAGAGGGAGAGAAGAGAGAGAAAGAGAACAGAACAGAACAGAAGAGAGAGAAAUUUUCUGAUCUGAUUUGCUGAAAUCUCUCUCAACCUUCUCUCUCCUCCCGAGACAAAGAGAAGCAGAAGAAGAAGAAGGAAGAAAGCUCAUUCAAAACCCUGAUUUCCUCUCUCUCUCUCUCUUUCUUCACUCCUCACCCCCAACAAAUCCUCUCCUCUCUCCUCCCCUAACCGAUUCUUCUUCCUUCUCUCUCCUCUCUCUUCCCCGUCCCAAACCCAAACCCUAGCUCCCUCUCUGCACUGCAAUGGCCGACUCCUCUUCCUCCACCAAGGCGGCGGCAGCGACCGCCAGGCCCGCCCCCUCCACCCCUUGGACGAAGAUCGUCCGAGGGGCUGGCGACCCCGUCGACCCGAUCGCACCUGCUCCUCACUCCCCGCCGCCGGCUCCCAAAUCAACGGCAGCGGCGGCCGUGGCCGAUCCGGCCGCCGCGUCACCAGCGAUCGGGGACGAGGAGGACGGCGGCGGUCCCGAGAAUUUCAGCGCCCCCAAUGGCAAUGUGGGCAAGAGGCCUGCGUGGAGCCCGCCCUCUAAUGGUCCUGAAGCUGGGGCGCCAAUGGAGGCUCAAUCGUGGCCCGCUCUGGCCGAGUCUGUUAAGACUCCAGCUAAGCCGUCCUCGGAUUCUGUGAAAGGUUUGGCUGAUGAUUUGUCGUCGAUUUCCUUAUCGCAGGGCACUGAUGCUGCACCUCCACAAAAGCAAGCUGGUGAGCAGAGGCAUGGCAAUUCGAGUUUGAACCAUUCGGUGCCUAAUCGGCAGAGAUCAAUGAAGCGGAAUGGUGCUUCUUCCGGUGGUGUCUUACCUCAGGCACCGGCUUUACCGGAACAAUCAGCUGAGAUGCAGCCUAGACUCUCCCCAAGGUACCAUAACCCAAGGGGCAAUUUUGCUUCGCACUCUCAUGGUGGUAAUGAUCACCCGCGGCAACAGCGCAACUCUUUUAGACGCAAUGGUGGCAUGCAUGCCCGCGGGGAUGGUUUUCAUCAUCAAAACUUCGGUAGUAGGCACGAUCAAGAACGUGGGAAUCAAGAAUGGAAUUCUCAUAGAAAUUUUGGCAAUAAUAGGGAUCCGCAACAAAGAGCUAUCCCUGGCCCUAUAAGACCACCACCUCCUCCACCUAUUCCUUAUGCUCCUUUUCCACCAUCAGCUGUCUGGCCCUUUGGCCCAAUGGGUUUCCCAGCAGAGGUUGCAUCUCCACUGUAUUAUGUUCAAGGUCCACCCCAGGAUCUACGAGGUGUCCCCUUUCCAUUGUCACCUCAGCCAGUUUAUUUUCCACCUAUGGAUCCUCUCUUGCCUACAAAGAUAUUGCAUCAGAUAGAGUAUUAUUUCAGUGAGGAGAAUUUAAUCAAAGAUACGUAUUUGCGGCAAAACAUGGAUGAACAGGGAUGGGUCCCCAUCAGUUUGAUUGCAGGCUUCAAAAAAGUCUCAAACCUGACCGACAACAAAAACCUCAUAUUGGAUUCCAUACAAGGAUCAGCUGUUGUGGAAGUGCAGGGCGACAAGGUCAGGAGGACUAAUGAUUGGAUGAGGUGGAUUAUGCCAUCUUCUUUUCAAGGUUCCAGCAGUACGACCCCUCAAGUACCUUAGAUGCUCUGACAGCCUGUACCCAAACUGUGUAUAUGAAUCAGAGGGUGUUGUGCCGCGUCAUAGUGCAGGGGUCAGCCGAAAGUUUGUGUUCAUACUUACACUGGGUAGACAGAAUUCUUUAAUUAGAUCAUCAUCAGAAUUGAAUAGCAGUUAGAGGGCAGGCAAAGUUUGACACUCCGGUGGGUUUAGUGAGAGAGCGGUGCCAAAAAGUGAGGGGAAUCAUGGAAAUACUUUCGACCAAUCAUUAGGGUUUAAUGGAAGGAGUGUCCUUUUUUAGUAGUUGGAGGAAACAAAAGGAGAAAAUCAUUAUUAAAAAAGUCAGAAAAAAUAAGACGGGGGAUGGGGAAAAUGGGUAAAUUAUGACGAAGUUCACCGAGCCUAUCACUGACUACAACUUUGCUGAAAACUUUUGGUGCAUGCAAGCCUUAGAACUUCCACUAACCCUUUAAUUGAGUCCCCCAUCAAAUCUUGGUUCCAGAAGUUUUUUUUUUGUUUUUUUUGUUUUUUUUGUUUUUCCUGCCCGAUGUUUCUUCUCCUCUUAAGACACUCCACUUGCUGCACACUUUAUUUAAAUGGCGGAAUAAGUUGUUCGCCUUUCAGGUAUUUUCCCUUGAUUUUCUCCUCACUAAAACCUUUGGCAGUUUUUUAGUUUGGAAUUUUGGCACUCGAGUAUUUCCUCUCAUUAAAUCCCUGUCCUCGGAUGCACUUGAAAUCCCUUCUCUUGUUCAGACUUUGACUCUCUGAUUAGCAUGAUGGCCCUGUUAUGCUCUUGAGGUUUCUCCUCCUCUUGCCUCUUUCCUUCCCGAAAUGAAACGAACUCGAGUUUCAUGAUCUAUGCAGUUAUUUGGAAGAGAAUCAACUCUUUUUUCAUGCUAUAGCAUUGGCAUUCUCUUGAGGUUCCUCCCAUCUUCCCUCUUUCCUUCCCGAAAUGAAAAGAACUCGGGAUUCAUCAUCUAUGCAGAUAUUUGGAAAAGAAUCAAAUCUCUGAUUUUGUGCUAUGCCACUUGCAAUUCCAUGAGGUUUUUGUUCUCCCUUGACUCCCUCCCCAAGCAAAAACUUUUGCUUCCUGAUUUAUGCAGUUCUUUGGAGAAAAAGAAUAAUGACUGAAGCCCUAACCUGUAAAUACUUUUUGAGUUCUAACUGUUCCCACUAAUUGGAAUGUUCGUUUGAGUGCAAAGUUUUAAACUUCUACAGUCAGUAGUAGUUAGUGAUGGCUUUGGUACAUUUCGGGCUGUAAUUUACCCACAGGAGGUUUCCGGAGGGACUGUCUGGUAUAUUGGUUCGAUGUUAGCGUUUCGUUUUGCCGAUAAACGGGGCAACAAAAUUGAGGUGGUCAUUUUUGGGGAGUGGCUGAUUUGACUCUGAGAUCUGCCCCUUGGGCUGGUUUUUCAAGUCUCAGGGGCUUCCUAGCCUUGGUUUCAAUGAAGAGGGUCGAGUCUCAGAAGCAAGUGGAGGAGAGGCAAUCUGCGUCGGAGAAGGAAAUGAAGGGUUCGGCUUUGUUGGGACACGCCUCACCUUGUGCUAUGACAGAUGACCUCGUUGGUCACAUGAUCAUCAAGAUCGUUGAGUGAUGGAACUCUUGAUCAUCGUCGGGUUGUGGAACUCUCAACUCUCAUUUGUGAGUUCAUUUACUAUUUUCAGAUAUGCAUAAAGUAGGUUAGUUGUUAAAUGGUCAUUCCUUGUCAGACUCGGCAGGAGAUUUGAACUCCGUGUUAAAGCUGGCCUGAGUGCUUUCGAUUUGGUUCAUACUCUGUUGAAUCUGAACUUGGAUCCUUUACCCUGUUGAACUUGACCUUGUUAUAUCUUUCUAGUUUCAUGAUGAAACUCUUUGGCAAUGUGUACGUACAUUAUUAAGAUAUAUUUCCAUGAGACUUGGAUCGGCUCCUUUUGGAACCCGUUUUGAUAAGGAAUGACCGUUUAUUUACA
Molecule: messenger RNA, 3586 nt
Organism: Punica granatum (pomegranate)
Lineage: Eukaryota; Viridiplantae; Streptophyta; Magnoliopsida; Myrtales; Lythraceae
Source: RefSeq, a predicted model, not a curated record